AUGGUUGACGUUUCGUAUGAAUCUCUUCUGGAUGUUUGUGUCGCAGCUGCAAUGACAUCGAUUAAGAAUAUGAAUUAUAAUCAAGUUGGAGAACUUUUGAAUAAUGGUGCUGAAAAGAAAAUUGAUGAUAUCAUUGAUAAUAUAUCGCAGGUUCGAACUUUGCCUACUGAACGUGAAAUGGGCCUUGUGCAGAAUAAAUCGCUUGCCGAAUGGAAUUUAUCGCAAGAACCAAAGAUUGAAGAAGCUAAAAGACAAUUACGGAGCACUUAUGAAGAAGCCGUUAAAAUUAAAGAGGAAGUUAUGGAGCUUAAAGAAAAAUUGAAUUCAUUAUCGGAAGAGAGGUCGUUAGACACAUCGAGUGCAUUGCUACAGGCUGCUGCACAGUCUGCUGAUGACGAAAGCGAAGCAAUCGCCGAUCGAUAUUUAAGGGGUGAUAUAGAAGUUGAUCAGUUCUUGAAAGAAUUCAUUGAGAAGAAGACUCUUGCUCAUAUGAGAAAAAUCAAAUCCGACAAGUUGCUGGCAAUAUUGCAACAGCAACAAUAUCCGCAGCGGCCAAGUUCGAACUUCACAUCGACACCAUAUCCUACAAAAGGUGGUGGACUAUAUCCACAACCUGUUAGUCUAUCAUCGUCCCGCCAAUCGUUCUGGUACUGA
Molecule: messenger RNA, 654 nt
Organism: Brugia malayi
Lineage: Eukaryota; Metazoa; Nematoda; Chromadorea; Rhabditida; Onchocercidae
Gene: Bma-vps-37
Exons: 5
Coding region: 1-654 (217 amino acids)
Biological process (GO): protein targeting to vacuole; ubiquitin-dependent protein catabolic process via the multivesicular body sorting pathway; protein targeting to membrane
Cellular component (GO): ESCRT I complex
Source: RefSeq, a predicted model, not a curated record